Fusarium sp. VM40 is the source of this 1638-nucleotide messenger RNA. The record is from the annotation of a GenBank genome assembly. Lineage: Eukaryota; Fungi; Ascomycota; Sordariomycetes; Hypocreales; Nectriaceae.
AUGGACUUGUCUUCGUUGUAUGGAAGCGCCUCGGCGACGUUUCAGUCUAUGCCUGUGGCAUACAAAUUCCUCUCUGCAAUCCUGGUUGUUUAUGCUUUUAACAAGGUCUUUCUGAGGUCAAAAAAUUAUCGAUUUAGAGCCUUGCCAGCUUACGCACCAAUUGAGCUUGCUAUUGCUGGUUACGUCCUCAGCGGAGAUGGUAUCGGUCGACGUAUCCUCUCGGCUAUAAGCCGUUAUGGAGGCUCUCUUUUCGGCGUCACUUCAGGACAUCAAAUCCUCGCCGAAUUACCGGGCGUUGAUCGCUUGAUGACCCAGUCUCAUCAAAUUUUCACCUCCGGCCCAGCACAAUAUUCGCUCUGCAUACUUGUCUUCGGCAGUAUUGAUUCUCUAGACCUACAAAAUAAGUUUGAUAAAACUGCCAAGGACCUUGUUCCUCCUCUGGAGCGUACAUUCCUCAACGAUGCUGCGUCUACAGCCGCGGUUGAAAGGUCCCGUGUUGCCGAGCGCGGUGCAUCGCUUGUUUCAUUCUCAUCCGACAUUGAACACAUGGCUAGAUGGGAACUCUCUGCUGGUAUCAAAGUGAUUCAACCUCAGACAUCUGAUAGCCCUGGAAAGGUGGAAGCAAACAUGCAGAGCUUAUUCCGUGAUUUUGGAGCUUGCAUGUCUAUUCCUGUCAUCUACGGUCAAGAUUUACUCGAUCGCAACCCUCAGAUUCUCGAUGACUUCUGGGUCUUUGAUAACGAGCUAUUCCCUCUAUUGAUGGUUGGUGUUCCCUCAUGGGCGCCGUUCACGAUGAUGCAGGACGGUCUCAAGGCGAGAGCUAGAAUCAUCGAUAGUCUUGAAGGUAUCUUCCGCCGGGUGGAACAAGAACGAAAAGGAGAACCUAUCGACUUUGGUGCCGAUUUAUCAGAUGUCAGCACUAUGCUACGCGAGAGAAACAGUUUAUACAGUCGAGAUGACUGGUCAUUUCCUGAACGCGCUGCUGCAGAUCUUGGUACUUUCUGGGGCCUCAACGCCAAUACCCAACCUGUUCUCUUUUGGUUUUUGCUCUAUGUUUAUUCGACCCCCGGCUUGGUCGAGCGGAUCAGAGAAGAGAUUUCGUCCUAUAUCAAGUUGUCCGACGGUGAUGGACCAGAGAUUCUAUCGAUGGACUUCCCAAGCUUGUUCCGUAAGUGUCAGCUUUUCAAGGCUUGUAUCUUCGAGACAUAUCGAUUAGUCAACGAACCUACUUCGAUUCGCUAUGUUGCUCAGCCAGUCAGCGUCAACGAUGGAAACGUAACACAUGACCUCAACCAAGGAACUUACAUUUCCGUUCCUCACGCUUUGAGGAACAAGGAUCCAUCAUUAUACGAAGAUCCCGACACUUUUGUUCCCGACCGCUUCCUCGAGACAGAUCCUGAGACAGGAAAGUCAACUGCAAAAUACGGAAAAUUGAAGCCCUGGGGUAUCGGAGCUGCUAUGUGCAAGGGACGUACUUUUGCGGAGAAGGAGAUAGUUUCUCUUGGAUCAGCUGUUAUUAGUCUCUGGGAUAUAAGUCCCACGGGUGGAGAGUGGACGUUGCCUGCCAUGAUUCCUGGAACUGGAGUUAAGAAGCCAGUCAAAGAUGUACGUGUGGUGAUACAGAGACGGGUGAUGUAG